GUGGGCUAUAUACUGCCCAGUGUGCCCAUGCAUUAAGAUGACACUGUCCAGAAGUUUGCAGACGUGUCCAUAUUUCUGCUUCUCAUAAAAUCUGUAUUUUUCUUGCAAAUCAUUUUGGACUGAGGAAUAGCUUUUGCCACAAUUCUAAGAGAUUAAAACAUACGCCAUUCAUGAAGUGAACUACAUUAUAAAAACAAACCCUCUGUAUUACAGUAAUACGCUUUACGUUACUCUACUAUUAUUUACUUUGGUCGGCUGAUCUCUGAAUUUGGCGAAGUGCCAUUUAUGAAUGGCGAUGGCACACUUCCGGAUUUUCGCAUCCCAAGCAUGGCGACGCACUAAUACGGCUGUGAUGGUUUAGGUUAGUUCUUCCUUUCCGUGUAACAAAUGAAGACGUGGAGCAAUACGCUGUAGCAGGUAUGAAUUACGCGGCGUGACAGCCUAGUUUUAGUGUAGGAUUGUAUAGUGAAAAAAAUGUCUUAAUGACGUACACUGUCGUUACUUGGGGGAAUACAUCUUAGUGAAAAGCAAGGAGUGGAUCUUUAUAACUUCGAAAAGGAUAAUUAUUACUGCGAAGAGCAUUAACUAUGAUAUGUAUGGUUAUAUUAAACAGUACCUAAUACAACCUUAGAAUGGCAGAAAGCAACUUCUCACAGGAAGGAGAAUGGGGCCGCUGGGGGUCAGCUGUCGGUAGUCUGCGAACUUUUUGGGACAGGUAUCUGCCAAGUUUAAGGAAGUUAAGGGAUAAACAGAAAUUCAGAGACGUUUCUGCAGUUGGUGGAUCUGAGACUGAGGAAGGAGAAGAACAAAGUUUGUUGCAAAGAUUACCUAUGGAUAUUCAGUUGUAUAUCAUGGCCUUUCUUCGUCCCUAUGAUGUGUGUCAAUUGGGAUGUACAAAUCGUUACUGGAAUUCAACAGUUAGGGAUCCUAUUUUAUGGAGAUAUUUUCUGCUGCGUGAUCUUUCAUCUUGGUGUUGUGUUGGUUCAUCUUCUUUGCCUGGAGAGGAAAUGUUAACCAGACCACUGUGUGAAUUUACAGACAGUGCAUCAUUUGAUUAUAUGUCAGCCUAUUUAAAGUGUGGUCCAGCAUGUAGAAGAAGACACUUGAAGCCUAGACAGGCUGUACAUAGAACGGUUGCAUUUCUGUAUUCGUUGAUGACAUCGGAACCUAGGUUUGCUCUGUUUGGGCCUGGCCUUGAACAAUUAGACUUGUCAUUGGUGAAAAAAAUGAUGACAACCCCUGAAGUCCUAGCUCCUGCAAGUGUUCCUCCAAGACAAAUUAAUGGUAUUGGGUCAGGUAUUAGCUUUCUCUACAACAACCAGCAUUCAUUCAACAUUUUAACGCUUUAUUCAACAACAAGUAAAGAACGAGCAAAAGCAAGGAUUGAACAAAGCAGCACAGUAAACAAGAUCUUCAUGCAUGAAGAUGAGGAAGGAACAGAUGGACCUCGCCCAUUUCAGUACACUGUAAUUCCACAAGUCCAGGAAGUGUGCAGAGUGGUGGAUGGAUUUAUAUAUGUAGCAAAUGCUGAACCGAACAGGAGGCAUGAGCAGGAGGAUGAAUUAGCACAAAUGCAAGCGCUGCUCGAGUUGCCUUUGGGUUCUGCAACUAGACCGUUAUUAGUAUUGUCUACGAUUUCUACAGAAAAUGGUGGAAGGAUACCUUGUGUUUAUAUAGCACAUCUCCUAAAGUUGAGCCAUCUGAAACGACCUUGGCUGGUUCAGGAUGUUACAGUUGAAUCUUUAAAUGGAUUAUUGGAUGGAAUCCAAUGGAUUUUGGAGGAAGCUGGAGUAAAGACUUAGACACUUCAUACAUACUAUUUUGAUGCGAUCAUUUUAUGAAUGCAUUUUUCACACUUCAUACAUACUAUUUUGAUGCGAUAGUGUAUCAUUUUAUGAAUGUAUUUUUAAGAUACAUGUACAGCACUUUUGAUUAUCUUCAAAUAUGUUGCUUGCCAUUACAAACGUUAAAUAUGCAGCAUUCAGUGCGUAGUUGUUUAAAAAAAUUGCUGUGUACAUUGUGGAUCUUGUAAUCUGAAAGUUUCCAGUUUUUUGUUAUAGUUUUGAAAUGCACUCUGUAAUUAUUACCUUAUUCAAAGAUAACUCAGCAGGUCACCUAGUAAAACAUCCUCCUCGGUUUAGGAAAACGUGACCAGUUCCACAGGGAUCCAUAUUGGGUCCCCCCUUCUUUUGGCAUUUAUUUCAAUAAUCGCAACACUGACAAAAAGAAUCUGUACCAGUGACUGCAAGUUGGGUGUACUUGUCAAAUCAGCAAGUUAUACAUAUUCCCUUCAAGUGGAGCCAUCGUAACACAUGACUCUGAGAAAGGGCUCACAAAAAUAUUAAGAAAUGCAGGACCAUCUUCAGUAAACAAAAAAUUGCUGCUACUUACUGCAUCAGUGACAACCUUUUCACUGUGUAACAGCUGUUGUCAGGAAAUCUUUCAGUAUGUCACAGUUAAUCACCAAGAGCUUCUGUUUCAAAACUAGGGGAGUUUUUGUUCCCCUGUACACUGUCCUUGUUAGACAUGUUAUAGAAUCUAACAUACCCUUUGGCAUCUAUCUCACUAGACAUAUCAAAAAACUCGAAAGAUCACAGAAGUUCCUAACAAAAAGACUCUCUGUCAUCAAAACUCUUAGUCAUCAGGAGAGGCUGGAGUCCCUGUCCCUUUACUCGGUGUCAUACAGACUGUCUUAAGGGGAGACCUAUUCCUUGCUUUUCUUGCUCUCAGGGAUCCCAUUAUUCAAGACCUCCUUUUUUCUCAAUGUGUCAAACAGUAAAACCAAUACUGGAUUAAGACGUCUGAAGGAAUACAUAAAACUAAAUAAGAGAGAGAGAGAUUCAUUACCUAGAACCUCCCCUUGCUGUGGAAUAGACUGUCCUUGCAUGUCAAGAGGGUAGUUCCUUGUUUGCCUUGAAACAUAGCUUAGACAGAUGGAUGGUUACCCUAAAAUCUAGGGCUUUAAAGGCCUUACCAUCCUUGAAAAGUUUGGUAGAGCCUGAGGGUAGUUAUUGGCAAGACAUACAUGGCUUCUGAUCUCAUAGCUUUGUAUUCCCUUUGAUUUGUACGAUUCACUGUAACUGAAUGGUCCAAUGAAAUUGUUAGUCGGUGCUCUAAGGGCUGCAUGCCUAGCUACAUGUUAGUGAAGUAUGUAACACAAUGUUUUGUAAAGCACGUGUUAAAGCAGUCUCACUUUUCCUUAGUUCUGUCAUGCGUGUUGGAUAGUGCAACAUAAUUACCUUGUCCAAAAUGGGUUUGACCCUCCUUGUAUGCUAAAGGGUGCUGUUCCUAGUCCUGAACAUAUAUACAGUUGAGUCCUCAUAUUAUUCUUUAAACUGCAGCAUAUUACUAUAGUGAAAUCAUAAUAUUAAUAACUCAAAGAGGUUCACAUAGUCCCCACUGAGGCCUGUAGCACCACACAGCAAUAACGAUGAAAAUAAAGCUGUAGUUCUUUGAAUCCAGAAUUUUAUUGUUAUUGCUGUGUGGUGUUACAAGCUUCAGUAGGGACUACAUGAACCUCUUUGACUUAUUAGUUGUUCUUCAGCUUGCACGGUUACACACCUUUCAGUUGCUUUGAGAAUUCAUAACAUUCCUUUUAUUAAAUCAGCUCUGCCAUUCCACCUUCACUAUGUUAACAUAUUUGUUGUUAUCAUUUAAUUUUAGUUUCAUGGACUGUCCGUUCUUCUUAGUAAGCUGUAUUUCUUCUGUCCACUUUCACUCUUGUAUCUUCACUGGUUGCCUUCCUAAUGAAUAAUGGAGAAUACAGUUUUUCCUUAGUACAUUUUCUCUGUUAGAAUGCUUUUCUUUUAAUACUUUUAUUUACAUUCCCAUUCUGGGUUCUUUCUUCUAAUGUAUAUUUAAUGCUUUCUGUCCUAAGUGCUUCCUCAGAUGUUCUGUGAAGAAAAUCAAACUGUAGCUGUUCUUCAUUUCUGCUUGUUCCAUAUCACAUCGGCUUUUUUUCUUCAGUUUUCCACAUUUCUUGUCUCAUUUACUUUCCAGAAUACAAACUCAUAUUUAUUUCUUAACUAAGUAGACCAUUUAUCUUUAUCUGUUUUCUAACAUUGAUCUUACUAUGCUUUUCAAAUGAAAAAUAAAUAUUAUAUCCAUCCAGUGUUGUUGAAUUGCAUCUGACUUUUAUAAUACCCUCAUGAGCAGCCAAAGCAAUCCACAAAGUUUAUUAGGCAGGCAGGGAAUGGGAAGUAGAUAGCCAGGAAUUUCUUCCAGGUCAUGCACAUACUUAUGCCUAUGUGCAAUUUAGAGUUGCCAGUCCACCUACAACAUGUUUUAAGGAUACAAGAAUAUCUAAUGAAAAUCUCUGUAAACACAAGGGGACCAUGUAGACUCCUCAAAGAAGGCACCUUACCCAAGAACUGAACUGGAAAACAUCUUGCUCUGCCAUCCAGUAUCAACAUAGCUGUGACCUGAAACAGAUUUUAACCUUUUCUUCCCCUUUCAGGUUAGGUCUCCCCAUCUACCCUUGCCUGGCAUUUGAUUUUCUUCUGAGACUUUUAGUUCUCCUUGUUGAUCUGUUCAUCUAUUUUACAUAAUUACAUCUGGCUUUCCAUUAGUAUUUGUUCCUUUUGAAGUAUUUGUGCUUUUUGUAAGUUGCUUUAAUCACUCAUUGCUUUCACUUAUUUGUCAAGUGGUACUUUUAUGGUUUUAUGUCUGUAAUUUUUCCACCUUUAUAAUUCUUUUAAAUAAACCUUUUCCUUCUUCCAUUUUCUAGUAAAUCUCUUAGUCUCCCAUUGUAAUGAGCCCAGUAAUUACUUUUUUAUUAAUUGUUAUAUUUAUUCAGUGUUAUAUCCAGUAUCAUAGGUUCAUAGGUUGGUACUAGGAUAUCGGCUCUAGGGCCUACGCAAGCCUAGCCAUAACAAUUCCG
Protopterus annectens (West African lungfish) is the source of this 4879-nucleotide messenger RNA. RefSeq names its product F-box protein 4 (gene FBXO4). Gene Ontology annotation, molecular function: protein binding. Gene Ontology annotation, cellular component: SCF ubiquitin ligase complex. The transcript is spliced from 7 exons. Gene Ontology annotation, biological process: protein polyubiquitination; SCF-dependent proteasomal ubiquitin-dependent protein catabolic process. Lineage: Eukaryota; Metazoa; Chordata; Ceratodontiformes; Protopteridae. The record is from RefSeq and is a predicted model, not a curated record. The coding region runs from base 633 to 1802 and encodes 389 amino acids.